Podospora bellae-mahoneyi is the source of this 3423-nucleotide messenger RNA. RefSeq lists its product as uncharacterized. Bases 1 to 3342 code for a protein of 1113 amino acids. The record is from RefSeq and is a predicted model, not a curated record. Lineage: Eukaryota; Fungi; Ascomycota; Sordariomycetes; Sordariales; Podosporaceae. The transcript is spliced from 4 exons.
AUGUCUUCACCUUCACAAGUUGUUGACGGGGUUAUCAUCUCGUCCAAUCCUGCCGACUGCCUGGGACCGCCGGCACCAUGGUUUUUUGACUACAUUUUUGACAGCUUGGAGUAUGAUCGCUGGGUCAAGAGCGUUCCUUCUCGCCUUCUGAGGCUGGUAGGUGGCCCAGGAUCCGGCAAGACUUCGUUCGCCGCACUGGCAGUAAACCGUCUUCGACAGAAUGAUCAAGCCCAUCAUAACCAUCAAAAGCCGCCUCUUGUCUUAUCAGUAUUUCUCAAGCCCCUCACUGUUCGUGAUGCCAGCGCAGCGGUUCACCAGGAACAAAACGCCAUUCCAUUCGGCGUUCAAUUCUUGGCGGAGAUUGAGAGACAAAUAGAUGCCAAGAUCGGUGUCAACAGCGAUCUUUCUCCACCUCCCUCCCCUCAGACUCAGAUCGACGGUACAGCACUUCUCAACAGUAUCAGAUUCAAGCUCUUCCGACUCUCAGACGUCUGGCUUGUGGUGGACGACCUCGACUGUCUGUGGCCUAUCAGGAAAGAAUAUCUCGAAGUGGAAGAACGACUGGAGCAACUUCGUGGCAUUGGCGUCAGAGUCCUCCUCACCUCUCGUACUCCUUUUCAACUCUCUACUCUGAAACCAAUUUGCGACGUUUCUCUCGAGAAUGAGUACGAUCACGAUGAAGAACAACAUGAAGGUCGACCUGGUCUGAUAACGUGGUGGGAAUGUAAUUUGGACCACGAUAGCACUGGAGGGCCCUUCUGGAUCUGCCAGAAGUGCAAAGAGGCUGGAUCACAUUCUCCCCCAGAACUCACCAGCAACCCAUUUCCCGUGACAUUCGAAAUCAGCAACGCCCCCGAGCCCAGCAUGAAGUCCUUGAUCAUCCACAACCUCCAGCUCGAACACGGACGAUUCUGGCCGCUCGAACCUCCCUUCAGAUCUCACCAAGAUGAAUACCCUCCCUUAUCCUGCCUUGGCAGACGCUUGAUAUCCGGUAGUACCACGGAAGAACCCUCAAGAGAGGCCGUUGACUUUGUGGUCAAGUUGGUCCAGCUGUCUUACGGCAACCCCAGCAUGGCCUUGCUUCUGCUCGAGACAAUCCACCAGGCCGAGACCCUUGAUGCGGCGAUGGCCAAAAGUGACAGGUUCCCGAAGAGCGUCGUGGAGAUGUUUGACUUGUUGAUAGAUGCGCAGAUACGAAGUCGGUUACUGGACAAGACGUCGCCAAGAGAGGUGAGGGCCAGGGCAAUGCUGGCGUUGCAUGCCAUUCGAAUUGUGGGCAACGCAGAGAAAGACCCCAAGUUUUCCGGUGUUGAAUUUGAGAGUCUUAAGACGAAGCUUCUGGAAGAAAGUGACAGAUGUGGAAGUCAUGGAUUUGAAGACUUACUCGUUUCUGUAGACGUUGAAGUUGUUGACGAGGUAAUUGGCGCUGCAGGGGGCCUGUUGGCAGUUGGAACGAUGGGCACUGGGUACUAUGUGAGAUGCUUUCAUCCUGACUUCUACAACUACGUCAAGGAACGGUAUAAUGAGUUUGUGUCUGAGUGGGAAUACACAAUCACACCAGCAACCACCCUCCCCAAGACCACAAACAUAACCCCCUCUGGAUCUCUUCCCCAGAUCCAAUCCUGGAUACACGAAUGCUCCACCUCCCACGAAAGAUGCCAAGCCAUUCAAUCCUCCACCUCUUCCUCGUGGCUCCCGACUCGCCUGAUCGACGUAUCCAACCCAUCCAAAAUCCACAUCAUCACCACCAGCCCCUCCAUGAAGGAACGCUACACCACGCUGUCACAUUGUUGGGGCAGGAUCGAAAUCAUCAAGCUGAUCCAGGCCAACUAUGCCCAACUCACCGACCCGUCCGUUGGCGUGAACUGGGACAAGCUCACCAAGACCUUCCAAGACGCCAUCACCGUGACCAGGGCCCUCGGGGUCAAGUACAUCUGGAUCGACUCGCUCUGUAUCGUCCAGGGGGAUGGCGAGAAGGCGCCUGGGGAUUUCAAGACAGAGGGGCAGCUGAUGCAUCUUGUGUAUAGGAAUAGCUUCCUCAACCUUGCCGGCGCUGACUCCAAGGAUGGAAGCCAGGGGCUCUUCAGGUCGUACGAAGAGACCCCCAGACAGAGGGUGUUGCAUGAACCUGUCAAGAUCGAGGGUGAGCGUGGGAUAGCGGGGGAGUGGUACAUCCUCCCAAAAGAUUACUGGCGCCACGAGCUACUCGACAAAAUCCUCUACACCAGAGGCUGGGUCUUCCAAGAGCGCAUGCUCGCUCCCCGAAUCCUCCACUUCUCCACCAAUCAACUCCUCUGGGACUGCGCGACCCUCUCCGCUUCCGAGUCCCUCCCCCAAGGUCUCCCCCGACAAAUCGACACCAUCUCCGCCACCGAACGCCACUGGCGAGAGCGCCUCCUCCUCAUGCGAUCAACCCCCGCUAAUCAGCCCGCUCUUAUCAGAGCCGGAACAGCAGAUGACUCCCUGGAAACCUUCUGGAUAAAUUCUGUCAGAAAUUACACCCGCUGCGAACUAACAAACUACAUCUCCGACCGCCUCCAAGCCAUAUGGGGCGUCGCAAAGGUUGUGCGGGACGGGCUAAGGGAAAAGGGCUCUUGGGAUGAGAACGACCACCAAGAGGAGGAGUACGCCGCUGGUUUGUGGAGCAAGAAUUUGUAUCUUCAGUUAGCAUGGAGGGUGGUUAACCCGAGGUUGAGGGAGGAGACGAGAUUGCCUGGGUUGCAGGGGAUACACCCCAGUUGGUCGUGGGCGUCGACUAUAGGGGAGAUUUCCCUCCAAUCGAGGCUUCCGCUGGCGGGGACUUGGUACCGGGUUAGGCACCAUGACGGGGGGGAGGUUAGGUUUGAGGUGAAGUGUCUUGGUGAUGUGGAGGGGAGUUCGGAGUUGGUGGCUAGAGGGGUGGAGCCGAAGAGGGAUCACCAGCCUGAGUUGGUUGGUAAGACGCUUGCGGUCAGGGGGGUGACGGUGAGGGGGUGCUGGGAUCAAAAGACACAAGGGGUUCGGGUACCAGUGGUGGAUGUGGCAGUGGUGAAGAGAUUUGACUUUUUCCCGGAUGUCGUCUUGGAGGAGGGGAGGGAGGUGUAUUUGCUCGUGCUAUCGGCGCAUGAAACGGACGAGCAAGGGCAGUUGGUGAUGGUGGAUGAUUCGGCUUCUGGAUCUGAAGUGUCAUGGAGGAAGCCAAAGGUGACGUAUAAUUCUGGGACCGGGUUGAUGCUAGAAGGGGGUGUGGGCGUUGAAAAUGAGUAUAAGCGCAUUGGAGCGUUCCGUUUCCAGGGGCUGGGGAAAGAUGAUAUGAGGGUCCUAGUCGACGAGACGGAAGUGAAGAAUAUUUGGAUUCUCUGAAGCUGAUAAUUGACGACCUAAGGUUUUACAUCAACUCAGAAAGAAUGACCAUUCGCAUGUUCCUAUACUCCACUGACCAGC